AUGUGGUGAAUAUUUUUGAUCUCCUCAGCUUUUGCUCUUCAAUGCCCAGAAUUCAUGUGCACAAGUGCAGAAGUUCCUCUAGGUCCUGGCCAGUGUGUUUAUUACAAUAACUCACAAUACAGCUUAUCUCCAUGUGAAGAUCAAAGAAUCUCAUAUUGUGAUUCUCAAACUCACCCAGAAAAUGUUUCUUGUACAAUUCCUCCACAGGCUCCUACAAUAAAUAUUGCAUAUCCAGGUGAGCCUUGCGUAUUUGACUUAAAUUGUGUCCAAAGUAUCUGUCUAAAAGGUAAAAUAAUUUUAUAGUAAAUUAAUGAUGAAUUUUAUAAGCAUUUUUACCUAUAAAAGUAGUCAAAUUGGGGCCAAAAAGGAAUAUAUGUAAAGGAUUGCCUAUAAAUAGCGCAUGCACCCAAGAUGCCCAAUGUGAUGUGGGCUUGUUUUGCUUCAGUUCUAAAUGUGCACCACAAAUAGCAAUCGGCCAGCCAGGCUGCACAAAAGAUUCACAAUGUGUAAACAAUGCAGGCUGCAACGUCGACACUGGAACCUGUGUUGCCUAUUUAUCAUUUCCUCCAGGAACUAUCUUAUCAUCAUGCACCAAUAACUAUAACCCUCUAUGCAGCUCCCAAGCCUGUGCUACAGUUCAAGGUAAAUCAUAUUGCCAAGCCCAAGUAAAGUCCUUAAGCUCUUUACCAGCUUAUUGUACAGAUAGUAGCAAUUGUCCAGCUUAUUUCGAUAUCGCUAUAGGCGCCCAAGUAAAUACUCAAUGCGUAUGUGGCCUUAACGGUUUCGGUGAUUCUUUCUGCAGCUUAGCCCCUGGUGACGAGCCUUUCGCAAACUCUACCCUUUGGCUUUCCAAAUGGUACGCAUCUCAAUCCAUCAAGAUGUGUCACACCAGCAUGAGAACUGGCAACUUAUGCAUGAAAACUUAUUGGGACUAUAACUCCUACAUUGCUUUUCAAUAUUAUGCUACUUAUUCUCAAAAUUACCCUCUUUACCAAUUUAAUGACCAAUGUGUAAGAAAUAUAUAUACAAGUGCAUUUUGGGAGCUAGAAGAAGAGUAUAUGAACUCUAUCCAGCCUGCGGAUAAUGAUGAUAACUCUGCUGUUAUAGCAGCAAUUGGAGGCUUUCUAUCUUUAAUAGCAUUUUAA
Messenger RNA from Blepharisma stoltei, 1145 nucleotides. The record is from the annotation of a GenBank genome assembly. NCBI's taxonomy places the organism in Eukaryota, Ciliophora, Heterotrichea, Heterotrichida, Blepharismidae.